Saprolegnia diclina VS20 is the source of this 765-nucleotide messenger RNA. RefSeq lists its product as hypothetical. The coding region runs from base 1 to 765 and encodes 254 amino acids. Lineage: Eukaryota; Oomycota; Saprolegniomycetes; Saprolegniales; Saprolegniaceae. The transcript is spliced from 2 exons. The record is from RefSeq and is a predicted model, not a curated record.
AUGAGUGAAGACGAAGGCGAGGACGCGUAUCAUUUGCGCUCGUUUGCGCGUGACGUGGCAGUGCCGCACUGCUGCUUGUACAAGCCUGCCGUCGAGCGCAACCCGACGGCGACACUCGGUAGCAUUGCCGUGCCUUCGUGGCCGCUACCGACGGAGACCCUCGCGGCGCUGACGACCACGUACGCUGGCCUCAUCCCAGCCAAGGACGUCGUCUUCCGUGGCUUCUACGACAUUACGAGGCAUGAGGUCAUGGCCGAGUCCUUCCUCCUCGGCCAGCUCGACCCCGAGCAAAACGAGUACGACGAGCAACUCGAGUUUGGCAAGACACUGGCCCAUUUUGCCAUCGAUACGACCGGUGACGCGUCGACGUUGACGCUGACAUCCAUGCAAGCGCCACCCCACACCUUUGCCACGGUUGUCUACUUUUUCCCGUCCAACUGCGUCGGUGGCGCCAUCACGAUCUCACACGGCCACCGGACAACGACGUACGAGGCACUCGACCGGCGCUUUCUCUCGUUCUACAGCACGUGUGACGUGACCGUGGCGCCCAUCACGUCCGGGCACCGGUCUUUUGCCGUGUAUUAUGCCACGUACGACUUAGACGAUGACGACUCGGACGACUACGGGCCCACGCCCAAGUAUGCGCCACCGCCGCUGCCAACGAUCCCAGAGCUCCAGGAGGCUUCCCGCAACUACGCUCGCUAUGACGCUAUUGCUGUCACGAUCCGGCUCGAGACACGUAGUUUGACGCCGACACGUCUUUGA